AUGGCUAACAGGAGGAGGAGGAACACCGCUGGAGCUGAUGACAUAGCUCAGGCGAUCCAUCGUAUGGUGGACGCGAUGCAGCCCAUAGCGGCGCCACCCAGAGCUGUAGUGGCACCUACUCGGCCAGUAGCCAUGGAGGAUUUCAUGAAACACCGGCCGACCAAGUUCUCUGGCAAGGCCACUCCUGACGAGGCAGAUGCUUGGAUGCGGGAGUGUGAGAAGAUCUGUAGAGUGCUGGGAUGCACAGAUGAGCAGAGGUUGCUGUUCGUCACGUUUCUUCUGGUGGCAGACGCAGAGUAUUGGUGGCAGGGGAUGCAGCAGUUGAUGCAGACCCGUGGGGAGCAGGUGACGUGGGCUGCCUUCAGGACGAGGUUCCUGGAGAAAUACUUUCCCGACAGUGCGAGGCAUGAACGGGAGGCAGAGUUCCUUACUCUUCAGCAAGGGACUAUGACUGUGGCGGCAUAUAUAGAGAGGUUUGAAUACCUGGCUCGUUUCUACACUCCAGAUGUUACUGAGGAGUGGAGGUGUAGGAGGUUCGAGGGCGGAUUGAAACAUGAGAUACGCCGCUUCAUUGUGCCGCUCCGGAUUAGAGAGUUUCCAGUUUUGGUCGAGCAGGCCAAAACCGUGGAGCAGUUGGAGACUGGAUCGAGUAGUGGGGGGAAACAGCAGAGGACCACCUCAGAUGCCAGACCUCAGAGGAAACCUUACAGCAGACCGCCGACUACCGGAGGAAGAUUGCGGUGUUUUAACUGUGGCGGGGAACACUUGAGGAGGGAUUGUACUAAACCUGCUAGCAGUACCGGUGGAGGCAGUAGUACUGGUAGGUGCUACGCAUGCCAGCAGACAGGGCACUUUGCACGUCAGUGUCCUAACAGAAGACAAGCUGGUGGUGCGCCAGCUACGAGGCCAGUAGGAGAUCGGCCCAGAGCACCGGGGCGUGUGUUCGCCUUGACGACCACAGAGGCGAAACAGUCAGGCUCGGGCUUACGAUGCGAGAGCUGGGGUGCGAGCUAUUAG
Molecule: messenger RNA, 1017 nt
Organism: Vigna unguiculata (cowpea)
Lineage: Eukaryota; Viridiplantae; Streptophyta; Magnoliopsida; Fabales; Fabaceae
Source: RefSeq, a predicted model, not a curated record